This is a messenger RNA of Striga hermonthica, 903 nucleotides long. The record is from the annotation of a GenBank genome assembly. NCBI's taxonomy places the organism in Eukaryota, Viridiplantae, Streptophyta, Magnoliopsida, Lamiales, Orobanchaceae.
AUGGAUCAAGAACAUAAUAAGCUGGAAUUAGGAGAUGAAGAAAAAUGGGUUUAUGAUUCUUCAGUUGAUUACAAAGGAAGAGUUCCCAUUAGAUCUUCAACUGGUGCUUUCAAGGCCGCACUUUUUAUCAUAGCAACUGAAUUCAGUGAGAGGUUGAGCUACUUUGGACUAUCAUCAAAUUUGAUCAUAUACCUAACAAAAGUGAUCAAACAAGACCUUACGACAGCAGCCAAAAGCGUCAACUAUUGGUCUGGCGUCACCACAUUGAUGCCCUUGCUCGGCGGCUUUCUAGCCGACGCUUAUUUCGGCCGAUUUUCUACUGUCUUAGCCUCGUCGAUCAUCUACCUCUUUGGGUUGCUGGCGUUGACAAUGUCGCGAGUGAUCCCGGGCCUGGAACCGUGUGGGCUCGGGCCCUGUCUGGAGCCCCGGAAAAUACACGUCAUUGUUUUUUUCCUAGCCAUGUACUUGAUCUCGAUCGGGACUGGUGGGCACAAGCCCUCGCUCGAGAGCUUUGGGGCCGACCAGUUUGACGACGACCACGCGGGGGAGCGGAAGAAGAAGAUGUCGUUUUUCAAUUGGUGGUGUUUUGGGCUUUGUUGCGGGCUCCUGCUAGGGGUGACCGUGAUCGUCUACGUUCAAGACCACAUUGGGUGGGCCACGGCUGAUGUUAUUUUGACGUCCGUUAUGGCAUUCACGGUCGUGAUAUUCUUGAUCGGGAGGCCGUAUUACCGGUUCCGGAGGCCCAACGGGAGUCCCCUGACUCCUCUGCUUCAGGUUUUGGUGGCGGCUUUCUUAAAGAGGAAUCUCGAGCACCCGUCUGAGCUCGAUAAGCUUCACGAGGUUCCGCGCUCGGGCAAGGACAACGGGAUGAGGUUUCUUGUCCACACGGAGAGGCUCAAGUAA